GUGGAGGUGACAAAUCCUUUCUUUGGGCAGAACUAUAAUUUACAAUUUAUAGUUUCGAAAAUGCUUCAGACCUUAAACUUCUUCAGAGAAGUCUUGUGACUGAAAUGCAACCAUGGUCUAAAGGAGAGUGUGCAUGCCUGAAGGUAAUUAUUCAUCGCUGAUGCUGGAUUCUCUGCAGUUUUAGAUAUGGCUUACCUGGCCCAGUCAACCCAUCACCAUUUCUUGGGUCUGGUGCUUGGGUUUGUAGGCUGGAUUCUGAUAGCAUCCAUUUCUGGGGUGAACGACUGGAGGACAUGGUACGUGGAUGAUCAGUCUGUCAUUACCGGAGGACUGGCCUGGGUGGGCGUAUGGAGGGUCUGUUUCAACACACACAUUUUGGAUUCGUCUGAGUUCUGCAAAAGCAUCAGCUUUACAGAUUCGUUUACACCUCCAGAGAUAGCCGCCGCCCAGGUUCUUUGCAUGACCGCCAUUGGUGUGGGGGUGGCUGCAAACCUGGUGGCUGGAUAUGCUGUUAGAAAUGCAUUCUUUGGGGUUCACAGUGGGCAUGUCAGACUGACCUUUGUGAUGGCGGGUGCCUUGUACUGGCUAACUGCGGCAUGCUCACUUGUCCCUGUGCUCUGGAAUAUGACAUCUGUAUUGUCAAAUCUCACUAUAGACUUCCCCCCAGACUUCUACAUACCUCCUGCCCCAUCAAGACAGGAAGUGGGUCCAGGGAUUGGGAUUGGGAUUGGCUCAUCUCUAUUGCUUAUAAUAAGUGGACUACUCUUCCUGUGCUACACGCAUCCCAUCAAAACCAAAAUGCCUAAAAGUGGGGCCAUGGAACAUUUGGGUAAUGUAAAUCUCAAGGCUGAUGACUUUCUUGGUACAAUUACAGAGAGUAUGGAUGAGGGAAGGAUCAACCCAGCCUUUGAGGCAGUGGGGAACCUUUAAUGAUAAAGUAUGAUCAUUCUCUGGAAGGACAUCAAAGGUUCUAAACACAAAUCUUCAGGAACUUUGACUAAUUCCUGUAGUUUAGAGCUUUGACUCAGGCUAAAUAUCUAAACAAUUUAUACAACAGUUAUUUCCGGUCCACUAAUUUGAUUGUACUAAUGCCACGUCUCCAGCCAGGUCUCCUAAGCAACCAAAUUGGCCCGGUUGCCAGGGAAGGGUAGAGUCACAUGGGGUAACCACCUCGUGGUCGCUAUAAAGUGGUUCUCGCUCUCGGUGGGGCGCGUGGUGAGUUGUGCGUGGAUGCUGCGGAGAAUAGCGUGAAGCCUCCACAUGCGCUAUGUCUCCAUGGUAAUGCGCUCAACAAGCCAUGUGAUAAGAUGCGCGGAUUGAAGGUCUCAGAUGCAGAGGCAACUGAGAUUUGUCCUUCGCCACCCAGAUUGAGGCGAGUCAAUACACCACCACGAGGAUUUAGAGCGCAUUGGGAAUUCCAAAUUGAGGAGAAAAAAUAAAUAAAAAAAUAAAUAAAAUCCCAAUAUUGCUGCAAUGGUGUUUCAAAUACAGCUGCUGAGGGAGAGACAUUAAUUUUGGCCAUCUUUCUCAAUUCUAAAUACCGUAAUCUGUAAAUUAGAAAGUCGUGGAGAUGUAAUAGUGGCCAUUUUUCUUUUGCUGCAAAAUGAUAAUAUUUGCUUUGGUCUCCCACGUACCUUUGUAGAGUUUACCUUGAUAUUCUUUACGUCCACGUUCCAAACCUGAAAAUGUGAAAAGAGGGCAUUGAUUGAUUAAAUGGAAUUCCAAAAUUAUCAGUGUGACUGGCUGAUAAACAGUAAUGAACACCACACUGUGAUUUUUUUUUUUUGUUGUUUUUUUUUUUGUUUGUUUGUUUUUUAGGCCAUUUUUGUUGUAUUAAAUAUAUAAUGUAAAUUGUCUGAGAGAUAAUACUAGACUUUUAAACAUUUUUUUUUUCUCUCAGUUGUUUUGUAACAAUGUGCAGGACAUGUACUGUUAAAAAUUCUAUCUGUUAUCAAAUACAGCCAUUGCGCAUGCUAUUAUUUUAUAAUGGCCAUAACAAACACGUUUAUCUAUUUUCAUAGCAAAUCUCUGAUUACAUAGUUGUGUAAUAGUUAUAAUGAAGAAGUGUGUAUUUGUGUCUAAAAAUAUCUAUUCAUAUCUAUUCCUUUUUUCUGUUAUUUUUAUUUAGGAACAGUUUACCUACAUAACACUCACUGAGCACUUUAUUAGGAACACCUGUACACCUAAUUAUUCGUGCGAUUAUCUUAUCAGCCAAUUGUGUGGCAGCAGUGCAAUGCACAAAUUCAUGCAGAUAUGGGUCAGGAGCUUCAGAUAGUCAACCAUCAGGACCAUGAGAUCAGAAAAUGUGAUCUCAGUGAUUUCGACCAUGGCAUGAUUGUUGGUGCCAGAUGGGCUUGUUUUGAGUAUUUCUGUAACUGCUGAUCUCCUGGUAUUUUCAAGCACAACAGUCUCUAGAGUUUACUCAGAAUGGUGCUAAAAACAAAAAACAUCCAUUGAUCGGCAGUUCUGUGGAUGGAAACACCUCAGCGGAUCAACGGAGAAUGGCCAGACUGGUUUGAGCUGACAGAAAGGCUACGGUAACUCAGAUAACCACUUAUAACCACAGUAGAAUUGCAUUGAGCAGAACAGCAUCUCACAAUGCACAACAUUGAGGUGGAUGGGCUACAACAACAGAAGAACAUGUAGGGCACUUUAUUAGGAACAUAGUGUUCCUAAUAAAGUUUUCAGUGAGUGUAUAUACAGGGGACCUAAAAAGUAUUUGCACACAUAAGCCACACUUAUAAAUGUAUAAAUGCCAAAAAAAAAAAAAAACAAGUGCACUUGGUUUAAAGACAGAUAGCACAAGCAAAACAUUUAAUAAAAAUAAGUUUAUGUUUUAAAUUCCAAAACAAUAUGUAGGCUACUGUUCAAAAUUAAGACAAAUGUGACUAAAUACUUUUUGGUUGUUAAACUUGGUUGUGAAACAUCCAAUGUGGUGAACUACACCUAUUGUUACUCUGCUAGGACACCUGUAUGAACCUGUAUGCCUUGGGACAAUUUGGUUAAACGUAAUUGCAAAAAUGGCUGAGUUAGCUUGGAAAAAGGUCUAACAUCAUUUGUUUGCAGAUGCCAUUUGGCUUGACAUCUUGUUAUCUAAUGCAAUGACAUUCAUACAUUCUAAAGUGUGGUUUAAGUGACCACAGUAUAUUCACCUGCCACUAAAUUGCUUAACACUAAAUGACCCUGGAUAAGUCUUGGCUUGCAUGCCUCUAAUUACAGUUAUGAUUUAGCUGACUAAGAGUGGAUCUUGGAGCAGGGACAAGGUGCUUUGGCUUAAAUAGGAAAUAACCCCUGCAAUGAGUGGAAUGAACUUUACUUUUAUUCCUCAGCUUGACACAUGCCCUUAUUACAAUGUUUUUCAAUACCACCCACAGUCCUCGAGUUUGUUACCUGCCAACAUUUAAUCUUGUUAAAAUUGAACAUUAAUUUUGACAAAUCCCACUGGAUAUUACAUGAUUUUCCUCUCUUAUAAAACCACAUAAUCCCCCUGAUUACGCCACAAAGGGAAAUAAUUUAUUGCCAAUUAUAGCUGAUUUUGUUUUCUGCAUUGGUUCAAUAGCUUGUCAAAGUCACUACACCAUGUAAAACACUCAAAAUUCUCUCAAACUCUCAAAGCAAACAUGAGAAUGAGUGUUAAGGUUCAUAAGAAUAGUGAGAAUAUUUGAGAAGAGCAGAGAAUUUGUUUGCCAGGAUGGACUCCCAGGGCCAUUGCUGACUUGAUGUGCAUUGUUCUGAGGAAGAGGUGACAGAAACAUCCUGACAGAGAAGAGCCAAGGCCCCAUGCUGAGAUAAAUGCAUUGUCUAGAAGAGCUAACACAAACACAUUUUUCUCAUGUGACUGAGAGUGGGGUGUUAUGUUAGUGGAAUUAAACAAUCUUUCAUGGAUCUCAGUUUGAAACCUAUUUACAACAGUGUGUUAGUAUAUUGGCAAAUGACACACUCGGUCUGUGCCUCAUCUGAAAAUGUGGACCUGUUUUCUUAAAACCUGGCUCUUUUUGUGGAGUGUAUGAGAGAGAUCUGACACCAACACUUCUCGUACGAUAAUAAGUACUGUGAUAAGAUGAAUGUAAUGGCAAGGGUAAAGGCCAAUAGCAUUCGUUUAGCUCAGCAAACAUAGUUAGAUAAGACAAUACAGAUAAAACAAUGCACUGGAGGCACAAUGUCAGUAUUUGAAAAAAUAAUUAAAUAUUCAAAUGUUUACGUAUGCAGCAGUUGCACAUUAAUUGCACAUUCAUAUUUAUCAUUAGUCCUCAAUUGGAAUAACUAGGAUGUUAUGUGUAAUUAAAUCUUUGUGUCUAUGUAAUAAGUGUUCAUGUGCAAACAAAAAUGUUGGAAUGGAAUGCUAAUGUUUUGCUUUGUUUUAGAGCAAGAAAAAUAUUUAAAGUUUAAAGGUUUUGCCAUAUUAAUGUCAGUAAGAUCACUUUUUUAAUAAUAAUAAAAAACAGACUAGAUCUCCUUCAGAAUACUGUAUUCUUAAACUGCUUACUACUGUCUGCUCUUCAACCUACUGUCUAUAUUUACAGUCCCUGUUGUUAUCUCACGCCCUAACUAAACCUUAACUUAUAGACUGAUUACAGAUCAUGAGAUUAGAUCAGAACCAGAGAUUAAGUAAAAUAUUGUCUUUGCACUGUAAUGUAGCCUAUGUGCAUCAACUGUGUCUGUCUCAGUGGGCUGAUACUGUAAAUACUGAAUAAACUAUCUAUG
Molecule: messenger RNA, 4704 nt
Organism: Myxocyprinus asiaticus (Chinese sucker)
Lineage: Eukaryota; Metazoa; Chordata; Actinopteri; Cypriniformes; Catostomidae
Gene: cldn34a
Product: claudin 34a
Exons: 2
Coding region: 187-930 (247 amino acids)
Biological process (GO): cell adhesion; bicellular tight junction assembly
Cellular component (GO): plasma membrane; bicellular tight junction
Molecular function (GO): structural molecule activity
Source: RefSeq, a predicted model, not a curated record